Molecule: messenger RNA, 3633 nt
Organism: Ruditapes philippinarum (Manila clam)
Lineage: Eukaryota; Metazoa; Mollusca; Bivalvia; Venerida; Veneridae
Product: homeobox protein Nkx-2.3-like
Exons: 2
Coding region: 161-1297 (378 amino acids)
Biological process (GO): cell differentiation; regulation of transcription by RNA polymerase II
Cellular component (GO): nucleus
Molecular function (GO): RNA polymerase II cis-regulatory region sequence-specific DNA binding; DNA-binding transcription factor activity, RNA polymerase II-specific
Source: RefSeq, a predicted model, not a curated record
CUAAUGUUUAAACACUAACAAUUUAUGAUCUUGACACAAGCGUAGUUGCUUAAGUCUUAAGUGGUUGCCACUUUUGCAAAUCUUCAAAGUUCUACUCUCGAAAGUUAUGUUUUAGAAAGAGUUCUGAGGUUUUCAAGAUUUUCAUCUCAUUGAAAACACUAUGUAUUCGAAUCACGCUUUUUCAACACCAUUUUCUGUUAAGGACAUCUUGAGUUGGACAGAACAGCAGCAGGCAGCGGCUCAUUAUGGGAUGGAUUUUAAUAGUUUUAAUAUGAAUUCCGGUUACUAUGGCUACGAAACACCUAGACUAGGAGAACAGAUGAAUUCUAUGUCGCAAAUGUCGCCUAUGAUGAAUUCAUUAGGAGGAAAUUCUUGUCUUUACAGCAGCAACAACACAUCACCAUCGCUUCAACCAACGUAUACUAACCUCACGUGCAGUCCGUCGGUGUCAUCAAUGACGUCAAUGCCGUCGGGAAUGCAGUUGCCGUUACAAAACGACGGUAUGUCACCAAAGCAUGACUCGUACGACACGCAUGGUGCACCAACGCCUGGCUCGGAGCAAGAUGAAAUGCAUAACGCAGGACAGGCAUUGGCACAGUCAUCGCAACCGCCACCUCCAGGUCUCGAACCAGGAUCAGUUCUUCCACAAAAUAAUCAACCCAACCUUCCACAACCAAUGAUUAAACACGAGACAAGUGAUGAUAUGAUGGAUAAAGACGCUUCCGGUAUGGUGCAAUCAGACGACAAUUUAUCCGACUGUGAAAAGUCUGACUCCUCCGCGGUAAAAAAGGAGUCCGUCAGUGGUGAAUGUCAGAUGAUUAAACAACGGCAACGGAGAAAACCAAGGGUACUCUUUUCUCAACAACAAGUAUUCGAACUUGAGAGACGAUUCAAACAACAACGGUACUUGUCAGCACCGGAAAGAGAGCAGCUCGCAACACUUCUCAAACUUACUUCCACUCAAGUAAAAAUUUGGUUCCAAAACAGAAGAUAUAAAUGUAAACGUCAAAAAUUGGACAGGAACUUGGAAUUGUCAACGAUGUCGGUUCCGCGCCGGGCACCAGUAACUGUGACAAUGAGAGAUGGCAAGCCAUGCAUGCUGGGAAACAGCAUGCCGCCAUCAUAUCCGUCAGCACCCUACAACGUUAACAUGUUCCCGGCUUAUUCCGCGUCGUACACAAGCCCAAGUUAUAAUAGUGUAAAUAUGGGCUCAUUACCGGGUGUUAAUCAGAUAUCUCCACAGAGCGGGGGUUAUGUUCAACAACCUAUGCACCAGCCAGGAAUAAGGGCGUGGUGAACUUUGUAAUAACUUAAACAUAUGAUUCCCACUUAAUGUGCUUAUCGGCUCCGUGUUGAUGAAUGACACAAAAGUUAUCCGACUGGAGAGUUUGGAAACAAAAAUGGCAGAAACUGAAAUCGCGUCGGUGUACCCAGUGAAAUAAGAGAGCCAUAAAUUAAGCAUCUGUAACUUGUUGCGUAUGAAUAUAUUUUCAGAUCUAUUUUUAUUUCUGUCCGAUUGUAGUAUAAUGUUAUAUUAUUUUAAUUAAUGUAAGAAUAAACCGUACAUUGUACGAUUGUACAUUGUCGAAAUAACGGAAACGUGUGACCCGUGUCACGUGACUGACUCAUCAUUUAUCAAUGUGUAGGAAUGGAGUUGACAACGUAUAGAGGUGGUUGAACUGCGUUCCCAUUUCCGUUGGGAACGGAUGUUGAUCAAAGAUAUGGUUUUAUUUUACACCACCAACAAAAACAAAAAAAUACAUAUAUAUUUUCAUUUCACUUUCAGUCAUACUAGAUAUUGUUAACAAAAUGCCACAUGAUAAUGAUAACAAAGUAAUGCAAAAAAAACUGUCAAAGAAACUAUUAAAACAUUAUUCAUUAUUUUUUUUUUGUAAUUUUUCAUCUCAGUGUGAUUUUAUAUACAUUUGUAUUUUACUCGUGCACGGCUUGAUUAUCUCGUGCAGAGAGUUCUGUUUCCAGUGUGCCAAUUAAUGAGAAUCUCAAUUAAGAUAUUGUUAUGUCUUUGAUAUUCUAGUCAUAUAUUUUUGUCAAAUUAAAACGAACUGUCAUAAUAUAAUAUAUAUAUAUAUGUGUAUAUUUUAAUGAAUUUUUGUGCCUUUUUCGUGCAUUUUACCUUUUUAAAUCCGUACUUAGUAACUAUAAUAUUUUUUCUCAAUAUUUAAUUAUUUUUGUUUUAUUUAAAAUGCAAUAUAUGAAGUUACAGCGAUCUUUUCCGCCGACGUUUUCUCUCACAAUUUCAGAUUUCACUCAAUAAAAUAUCAUAGAAUGUGAUUCAGACCUUUUAUACGGGGUUUUUAUCGCAGUUUUAAUCGAUUUAACACGAUAAGUAUGUAUAUUUUUGUUUAACUUAUACGCACGCAAUCUGAUGAAAAUUGCUCAUUUUGAUAUGGUAACAUCGCUAACACCUGCAUUUUAUAUCCAAUUUUAAAUUAUAAAUUGAACAAUUUCUACACCCCUCUGGAAUCGACAUAAGAGUUAUCGGUCUUUAAAUCUUCAGAUAAGAACUUUUAUUGUGUAGAUUUGUUGAAUUAAAAUUCAUUUAAAAGACGAACUGGCAAAUGAAAUAUUUGAAACGGAAAGAUGAGUUUAUAAUAAGUACAGACAAUUAUGUUCCAUUAAACUAUUUUCUUGUUAAGGAAAAGUCCUUGACAUUGAAUUAGAUCUAGUAAUUUUCAAAAGAAAUAAACUUGUCAGAAAAUUUAUGAUUAAAUAUAAUAUUAUCAGUUUAUUAUUUAUUUAUUUUGUUUUAAAACGUGUUGCGUCCGUUACAGAAUCACGCCCACGUGACUAACAAUAAACCAAAUGACAAUUUUUUUAUUAUGGAAUAUUUCUGGGAUUUUUUUUUUCGUUACAAAUUACCAUUUGUACAAUCAUUCAUUUUACUUCAAUUUAAACCUCUUAAAUCUUACAAUUAAUUAAAGUGAAUAUAAGUAAUUUUCUUUAUUUUGAAAUAUUUAUUUCAGUGACCAUUUUUUAUCUGUCCAUUUAGAGGAUAGUUUUACAUAUGAUUUAGUGAAUUAUAGAUUUUGAGAGAAGUUUUCUUCAUUGGUCAAUUCAUUUUAACGAGAAUUGUCGCAUGACGCGUCACUAACGCGCACGCGCACGCUGCAGACGUUCUAAAACCUUUAUUGUAUAAAUAAAUGUUAUCUAUGAAAUACAAGAUUCUGUCAGUGAUGUAAAAUUUAUAAACUGUAUUUUCCUCAUGCAAAUAAUGUUUUUUUUAUUAUUAAGCAUACGGAAACGUCAAAGUCAUUCUUUUUUAUAUUUGACCAAUGCAACACAUUCAAAACGGUUUUUUUAGAAGUUCUCAAAAUUCACUAAAAUGUUAAUCAUAUCUAAUAAAAAAAAAUAAAAAAAAAAAAGUUCUGUAAUUUUCUUCCUCAAAUUUGCAUCGGUAGAUAUAUGUUAUAUGUUAACAGCAGGUAAGACAACGUAUGCCGGAAGUGCACUUUGUUUAUUGAUAUAUUCUUACCAUACCUUUUUGUACCUAUUUCUAUUUGUAUAUGUUGUUUUUGUGUAUAUUUUGAUAAAAAAAAAUCGAGAACUUAAUAAAUCAUAAUUAUAAUAUACAACAAAUGUUUAACUAUGCAAUAAAAUAUAAAUUGUUCAUAA